Atta colombica is the source of this 3724-nucleotide messenger RNA. It is a transcript of the gene Fas1, whose product is annotated as fasciclin-1. The coding region runs from base 416 to 2446 and encodes 676 amino acids. The transcript has 16 exons. Gene Ontology annotation, cellular component: extracellular matrix. NCBI's taxonomy places the organism in Eukaryota, Metazoa, Arthropoda, Insecta, Hymenoptera, Formicidae. Gene Ontology annotation, biological process: extracellular matrix organization; cell adhesion. The record is from RefSeq and is a predicted model, not a curated record. Gene Ontology annotation, molecular function: cell adhesion molecule binding.
AUCGUUGACACGUCGAGCGGAAAGAGUGCGGCGCGAAAGAAAGAGAUCGAGAGAAAGAAAAAUAAAGAAAGAGAGAGAGAGAGAGAGAGAGAGACACGAUAGCGCGAUCUCGCGCUCGCUCAUCAAUCGACACUCCUGUAAUUAUCCGUGUGCGAAUAAAUUAAUCUUCAGUUCGAUUACGGUGUCCGUCCGUGGAGAACUUCCGGUCCGCGAACGUUUUGAAGCGGCCUCGUGAAACGUGGGUAAUUAGUGGCGCGGUUGACUUCUCGUUCUUGUAUAUUUUCGAUGAUCCAUCGGUGAUCGAUCAUACGGCGAUAGAUCAUCCGAAGGAUCAUCCGCGUGGUGAACGUUGAUCCGUGAGUGAUUUUUGGUGAAAUCUCGUGUGCCUAUCCCGAGGGAGCAGCGACGAGGGACGAUGCUGGCAUUCCUGUUCGCCGCGGCGCUCGCCGUCGCGAAGAUUCACGCUAGCCAGGUGACGAUGGACGCCAAGAUACGUGACGACUCCGACUUGUCCCAGUUUUACCAGCUCCUGGAAGCUAGUCAAGUGGCCAAUACUACCCUCACGUACCGCCACGUGACCGUGUUUGCGCCCACUAACCGAGCGUUCCAGAAAUACAAUGGGAGCACGAAGAAUUUGGUUUUGUAUCAUAUGUCGAACCGGCCUUUGACAAUCGAGGAGCUGAGGGAUUAUAUAUCUUCCGAGUUGGAGGGCAACCCACCCCUGUGGAUCACCAGGAGACCAGGCAGAUACGGCGUGGACGUUUACAUUAACAACGCAAUGAUCCUCUUGGAGCAGAGCAAUUUCCAGUCGAAAUUGAAAGUUAACGGCGACACCAUGACUCAGGUCUUGCACAUCAUAAACGAAGUGUUGGAACCUGUGCGAUCCAAUUCGAUGGAAUCACCGGUCUACAACCCAAACGCUUUUCAAUUUCUGAACCAGAGCGAGAAUCUCAAUUUGGGCGACCAUCGCGUACGUACUUUCCGACAGCAGAUCGUCAUCGAGAAGAAGGAAUCUAUCUACAAGGCUGAAGGCCGUUUUACUUUCUUCAUUCCCGUUGACGAGGGUUUCAAGCCGGUGCCGAGGCCACGAUUGAUUGAUAGGCUGGUGAUCGACGGGCACGUGAUACCCAACGAGGUCCUCUUCACCGCACCGACGUCAGACAAUGCGCAGUAUCCAACUCUCGUAUUCUCCGAUAAUCUGAAAGUUGUCAUCAGCUUUUCGAAGUCACAAAAUAAAGUCUACGUUCAAUCGAACACACUGGUAGGCGAUGCGACUCACACGGACGGAGUGGUGCUGGCGGAAAUAGUGAAGGGGAACAUUCCGGUGCGCAACGGCGUCGUUCAUCUGAUAGCACGACCACUCAUGGUCGUCGACAACACCGUGCGGGAUUUCCUAGAGUCCUUCAAGGGCAUCGAAAAGGAGGAUGGACCGGUGUACAAGUUUUACGAGACUAUCCGCGAUUUCGGGGACGACAUUAUGGCAACCAUCAGUCAUCUGCAUGACGUCACUCUCUUCGCGCCCAGCAACGAAGCGCUGAACGAGCCGAACGUGAAGCAGAUGCUGCAGGACAAGAACCGCAUGAAGGAAAUCCUCAAACUCCACUAUGUCAAGGAGCGACUAACUCUCGACAAGAUCAAGGACAAGAGCGUCAGUCAAAAAGCAAGAGACUUCGUCGGGAAGUCACAAGUCGGGGUGGCGACUGCUGCUGAAAAGAAGAAGCUCUACUUCAAUGUGGUGCAGGGACCGAUGGAGAAUCAGACCGUCACUGUGGAAGGCGGUGGAGUGAACGCGACCAUCAUCACCGCCAACAUCGCCGCCACCAACGGGAUUAUCCACAUAAUCGACAGGCUUCUCGGGGUGCCCUAUACCACCGUGCUCGACAAACUCAGGACUGAUCCGAUGCUCAACUCGACCUAUUCGCUGGGUCAGCGACGUGGAUUUAAUGAUCAGUUGAAUGAUACGAAGAAGCGAUUCACGUACUUCGCCCCGUACGAUUACGCCUGGAAAGACGCAGCGAAUAACUAUCCAUCAACUACUAAGAAGCUCUUCAUGACCGAGUUCAGUUAUCACACGAAGCAGAUAUUGGAGCGACAUCUCAUAAUAGCGGAUCAGGCGUACACGAUGGCGAAGCUGAAAGAAAUGAGCAACGAUACUCUCUACCUCCCAGCGGCCAGGGACAUUUUAAAGCUUCGUAUCAAGGAGCACAGCGAAAAUGAGAGGUACGACGAAAACGCAAUCCGUCCAGAAACAUCCGGCUACCAAGUGGAAUGGGAGGGCAAGAAGAUCCGCGUCAUCCGUCCGGACGUCGAGUGCACCAACGGCAUCAUCCACGUGAUCGGCUCUGUGUUCCUCAAAGAUAGCGACGUCCGAGUGACGGGCGGCGCGUCGCUGGCCACCCUGGCGCCCCAUCUAAUCAUGAUACUGAUAGCCAAGUGGCACCUGUAAAAGCCCUCAUCGCGUCGCAUCGUCUCGUAUCUGCGGCAGGUGCGUCUAUAGGAAUUCUCCUUGGGGGCCGUCUCCUAUCGUCCUCGAGCGGCGGCGACAACGACGACGCAACGCGGGUAGGCAUGGUCGAUCGAUCCGUUCGAUCGGACUCCGAAAGGACAUUUAUUGUGCACGGGGAAAUGAAGGAGAAAGGGGAGGGUGGAAAACUUGAGAAUCCGAAGAUCCGGUGGUGACCGAGAAUCCGCGAGAUCAAAGAUCCAUGGGACUUAAACGAUCUGAGGAUCGACGGGGAUUCGCGGGAUCCGAAGAUCCAAGGAUUCGUUCACGUGGCUCUAACAAGAUCGCCAAUCUGCAAACGUGAAAGGGAGAAUGGAGAGGGGGGGGGGGGAAGAAGGGCAGGAAGAAAAGUGUCCGAUCGGUUACUUUAUAGCAAUCGUACGGAGGCACGAGGAAGCUCUCGCCGAGGGAACAACGCGAGGACGACCGAGCACUCACGAUCGCACGGCCUCAGAAUGCCAGGAUAGCCUAUUAUUUAUUGAGUAAUCGUCCGAGGACGUAGCGGGACAAUUUUACGGGUUAGAAGCGUUAAUCGUACCAAAUAAAUGGUUAAUCUCGUACCAAGUAAUCUAAAUAAAUUUAUUGAGAGAUGGAGGGGCGUGAAGAGAGACGGAGGAGAGGUAGAGAUUUCGAGGAACCUACUUCGAGUUAAUAUUAAGGCAACGGUGAAAUUGCAUUCUGUGAGAUCAUGCGACUGUCAGCGAACGACGCAAAUAUGCAAAUAAAAUCGCGUUUUAAUCGAUCGUUCUUUCCAUUAUUAUCUAAGCAAUCGUAUUGACAAGAAAUUAUUUGAUUUUGUGUCUCAACCGAGAAAAAAAUUGUGACUUUACAGUUGGUGAAUAAGAUGAUCGGUAAUUAUGUAUUUAAUUGCAUAUUUCACGCGCCGUUCUGUAGAAUUAAUAGGAACUUAAUGACGUAUCAAAACGUUUCCACAUGACCCUUAGAACAAGACUUCGCCAUUCCCUCGCGGAAUUACGAUUUUAUACAAUCGUAAACAUAAAGUCCAAAAUCCUUUCCCUCCAAAGCGACGACGAUAAUAAAACUAGACGCAAUGCUGAUCACCCCGUUUCAAUCAACGACAGUAAUAAUGUCGAGACGCAAUAUCGAUCAUUUCGAAUAAGUAAGCAAUUUCGGAAUAAAGGAAUCCAUCCCGAAUCUUAUCAUUUCGAAAUUCAUCGAUUUCAGGGUCUUAUGUAUUCUUUUUCCAUGGAUCCUUUCAGA